This is a messenger RNA of Spodoptera exigua (beet armyworm), 723 nucleotides long. The record is from the annotation of a GenBank genome assembly. Lineage: Eukaryota; Metazoa; Arthropoda; Insecta; Lepidoptera; Noctuidae.
CCCACCUAUUCGCUACAAUUUCCUUAAACGAAAUCGAAGAGUCAAAGGUGCGUGUACGCAUGCAUAAUAUAUAUUUGUAAACAAGUGCGCUAUCAGUAUGAAUCCGGACGCCAUGAGGAGCGCACGUGUCGUUCAAAUAAUUUUAUUCCUAACGCUAUGUUUGGGACUCCAAGCAAAAGUGUACAAAAGAUGCGAAUUAACUCGUGAACUUUUAAAGAACAAUUUCUCAAGGACUUUUCUUAGUAAUUGGGUAUGUUUAAUAGAACAGGAGAGUGAAAGAAACACAUCGGCUAUUGUCGUGAAAAGUUCUAGAAGAAAGUUCUAUGGGUUGUUCCAAAUAGGAAGCGAAUGGUGCAAAGAAGGCAAAAAAGGUGGGAAGUGUGACAUUGCUUGCGAAGCUCUACUAGACGAAGACAUAAAAGAUGAUGGCGUCUGCGCAGUAAAGGUGUUCGAACAAGAAGGUUUUAAAUACUGGGCGAAAUGGGAGGCCAGGUGCAAGGGACAGUUGUUGCCUGAUAUUGAAAAAUGUCCAGACUGGGUGCAUCCCCCCAGUAGGGUGUCUCCACCUCGAGACAAGAGAACGGCAAGAGGGAAAAGAAGUAUCAGAAGAUUCAGCAGAAGAUCAAUAUUUCUGAACCAACCUUAUUAGACUGUGGUUCUAAAAGUCGUUUGCUAAGGUGAAUUGUAACUGUGUACUUAGUUUGAACGUUGUAUAAAUUUGAA